CACUGGUAUUUGUUAUUGUUUAAAAAAAUAUAUAUUUUAAGGAUAAAUGACGGCCAAUUUGUUGAACCUGAAUGGACACGCUGUUCGACAGCACAGCGUGUCCGAGAUCGACGCGGUGCACAAGAAGAUCCAGUCGGUGGUGGAGAACAAGCGCGAGGAGCUGCGCACCCAUGUCGGGGAGCGGUACCGAGACCUCCUCCAGGCAGCGGAUACCAUUGCGGCCAUGCAGACGUCGGCGGGCACGCUCAUGGAGCAAGUCCGUCACGUCCAGGCCAACUGCCGCAGCCUCAACGAGCAGCAGCUCCUGGGCUUCCAGUCCACCACGAAUCCAAGUCCCAAGGAGGCGGCUCUGCAGCAAAGGAAUGCCGGCAAGAAGCUGCAAACCUACUACGGCACCAUGGCCCAGAUCAAGCUGCUCAGCCUGCCGGAACUGAUCUGGACGCACCUGGACAACGACCGCUUCUACGCCGCCACCGAGCUGUUCAUCUUCAGCCGGCACAUUAGCACCGGCUUGCUUGACGGGCAAAGUGCCCUGAUGCAGAAACUGCCGGUGGCCCGCAAGCAGUGGGAGAUCCUUCGGCCCUUCCACGUGACCAUCAAACAGGCUGUGCUGGCCGCCCUGGAGAGGGAAGAACUGCUUCCCGAAAUGGCCGUGGACUGCCUGCAGAGCCUCCUUCUGCUGGACAAAAGCGACCUGAGUGCUGUCCUGAAGACAUUUUUGAGCUUGCGCUCUUCCGCUUUCCUGAACUGCCUGCAGAGCAGACCUUCGGAGCCAAGACGCGUCAAGGAGCGCAUCCUGGCCAGCUUGAGCGUGCUUAACAGCACCGUGGAGCUGCUGGAUAAGUGUCUGCUAGGUGAUAGUCUUCUUUUCACCCGUCUGGCGGACUGCGCCUCCUCCACCUGUCCACCCAGUAUCAACCGAAUGGAAAGCAGCGAGCGUCAGUUGGCACAUCUUUUGCCGGAUAUCAUCGCCGGCUUCAAGCCGCAAUUCGAGGUUCCUCAGCUAACACCGGAACAACUUGGCUCCUCACUCGAACAGUGGCUAGAUAAGAUGAACGCCCUGGCAGCGGCUCACCUGCAGCAGGUCUUCGCCCUAGUCAGUAACAUGCAGACCAUUCAGGACAUUAAGUCGGCAGCCAGGACUAAUGGGCGGCCGGACUUCGUUCGCUUGGAGCAGCAGCUACAUCUGAAGCACAGCCAGUUGGACUUCUACGUCCGGAAGUACGUUCCACUGAUCAACGCCAGAGUGCGGGAGAUCAUCCGCAGCAGUUGGGCGGCCGCCAUGAAGCAGACCUACGAACAGGUGCUCUCGCUCAUCGAAGCCGGACAAUCGCAGGCACCGCAACAAAUUUGGCGGGAACAGAGCGACGAUCUGCCCUUAAGCUUAGGCGCGCUUAGCGAUCAACCAAAGAGGCUGGCCAAUCGGACGAAGGGUUACGAUGGCGCCACAAUGGAGUUGUGCAAACGUUUCGACUCUCAACUAGCUGAUAUUGUCCAGGAGCUCAAUGUUAUGCUGCAGGAGCAGACGACGCGGGCAGAGGACAAACAGGCCCUCAUCCAGUUCCUGCGCGAGACGGCCGAGGAGCAGCUGACAGAGUAUCUGACCAACCUGAAGGGUCUACAGCUCAGGGAGCGGCCUGCUCUGCUCCUUGCUUUGCGCAAUAGUCUGGCCCUGGUGGAACUUUGUCCCAACUUAAAGCUCUGUUUCUGCCAGCCUUCAAGUUGGCGGCAGUGGACUGACAACUUGGCAGGAGUGGGGAUUGAAAACUGGCAGCGCAUUUGCGGCUUGAUCGAAGAAGAGAUGCUAUCCUUCUGGCUACUCAUUGUUGAUGACGUGCUGGCUGGCCAUAAUUGCGAGGAAAAACUGCCGAAAGUUAUCAACCAUGAAGUGGUCCUCAGCGAUUUUGCGCUUUGGCAGACCUUGACCCUGGAGCAGCGUGACGAGGACCAGGAGCAGAGUGUACAGUCGACCAUUCGCAUUCCCAGUCAGCCGCGUCUUUCUCUGCAGACAUAUCUUCAUCAGUUGAUUCAGGCAUUGAACGAGGUUGUCCCCCAAACAUUGCCACCCAAAGUAUUGCAAGCCUUCAUCCAGCGGUUACUAGGAAAACUGCUCUCCCACUACGAUGGAUUGGCCCAGGCGGAGUGCACCAAAUCUACCCAGAACAUUGCCCUGCAAUUGUACUUUGAUCUAAAGUUCCUGGAACGCGUGUUUGCCGUAACACGCGAGGAGCGGGCCACCUAUGACCAGAUUCAUGCCCAGCAGAAUAAGUUGCGCGAUUGCAUUGAUCCGUUUGAUUUCGAACUAUUUGCCGAGCACAUAACUGCGCAUGUGACAAGAGCUGCUGGCCGACUGCAGGGCGUGGGAGUGCUGACACCCUCGACAGCGUCUCCAAGUCAGGGCACAACGGCAGCCACUUCAUUGGCCCAUGAAGCAGAUCCCAAUGUGCUGUGCCUCAGCUCAUCCGGAUCCACGUCGCUGUGGUUCCCCCUGUUGCCCAUUGUGAUGCCACAAGCUGCCGGAAGAGUUACUGGCAUCGAACGGAAAUCCGUCGCCCAAGAGCCUGCGGAGAAAAUGGCGACAACGACACCGACCAGGAAGUCGGGGGGCAAUGGAGCCCGCAAGGGAGACACUGGCAAAUCCAAAUCCAGCGCAGCUUCCUUUUUCGGAAUGUCCCAGGAGUGGUUUCGCUAGAGGAGUCGAGUCAAGUGGCCUGUGAAGUGCAUCCAAGUGGAACACGGAAUAGGGAUGGGAACGGAAACGGGAACACCACUCUCUACCGUUCCGUUGCUAAACCGAGCAUUCAAAAUGUUUAACCUCUAUCCAAACAUAUUUGUUAACCAGGCGGCCACCGCCACAUAAUUUUAAGAGAGCCAGUAGCAUACAUUAUGGAUACAUAAACCCUGAUAUCACUUUUAAUUUCAACUUAA
Drosophila suzukii is the source of this 2928-nucleotide messenger RNA. RefSeq names its product conserved oligomeric Golgi complex subunit 1 (gene Cog1). NCBI's taxonomy places the organism in Eukaryota, Metazoa, Arthropoda, Insecta, Diptera, Drosophilidae. Gene Ontology annotation, cellular component: Golgi apparatus; COG complex. The record is from RefSeq and is a predicted model, not a curated record. Gene Ontology annotation, biological process: intra-Golgi vesicle-mediated transport.